AUGACGGCCACGCAAAUCCUCUGUGGAGGGAGAUCGUAUUCAUACUAUGUGGAAGUGUCCCAGUCGUUGGAUGAGAGCUCCUGGCAGAAGGUGGUUGACUACAGCAACUACGCAUGCCGCUCCUGGCAGACACUCUACUUUCCCGAACGCAUUAUUCGCUACAUUCGCAUUGUGGGCACUCGCAGCUCGGUGGGCAAGUACUUCCAUCUCAUAACAUUUCAGUGCCUCUACACGCGCCAAAAAUUCACGGUUCAGAACGACCUCCUGGUACCGCAAACCAAUGUGGCAACAAUUCACCGUGGAGCCACGGUACUGGAGGGAGUGAGCAGACUCAGAAAUUCUCUGAUUGAUGGCGACGUCUCUGUUUACAAUCUCAAUUAUGGAUUUACUUGUCACCAACUUGGUAACGGCUCCAUUGACGUCCAACUGUCACAACCUUUCCUGGUCUCCUCCAUGCGAUUUCUGCUCUGGGAUCUCGAUAGUCGAGCAUACAGUUACAUUGUCGAGGUAUCUCAAGAUCGUCUGUCCUGGACUGUGGUCUUCGACGCCACCCAGCUUCUCUGCCGCUCUUGGCAGACCAUUAAAUUCCCUCUGCAACUGGUCACCUUCAUACGCAUCACGGGGACCGGCAACACAGCAAACGACGUUUUUCAUCUUGUUCACUUGGAGUGUCCAGCUGCUGCAGUGGAUGUCCCCAGUGAUGACUUGAUGGGAGAGGCAGAUCACGGGGGUGUACAACAGCGAAGCUCCUCGCAGUCGACUCGGGCACAGUUAAUAUCACCACCCACAGAUCCUGCUGCUGGCGUCAGUGACGCCAGCGGUGGUAGCAGUGGGGCAGUGGAGAGUUCUGGACCUUCUGUCUACGUAGAUACGGUCAGCAUUCUCCGCCACCAGCGUCCACGACUACUCGAGGUGGAGGAACCCUCAACACCCUCCUCUUCCCUAGUAGCCGAUUUGUCAACCUUCUCUCUCCACUCCGAAGCCACCUUGGACGCCGCUGGCACAGAGACCACAGGCAAUCAGUCGCUGGAUGCCGUGCCACCACCGCUAGCAGUGGCGCAUCACCAGCGUAGGCGUCGCAGAAGGCAUCAUCAUAACAGUCGCCAACAGAGGCCCUCCGUUGAGAACGAAGAUUCCACCGUUCCCAAUGCUGCUACUUCUACCAUCACCGGCGCCAAUGUAUCUGCCGCGAACUUUUCGCUACAUUACUUCUCUGGCAAUUCACGCACCACCUCACUGUCUUCUGUCACUCGCAAUGACAUCGACGGGCAGCCAAUAACCUACUCAAACAUUGAGGGGGGGAGAAACCAAACUGGUCUGCCCCUCCUCAGAAAAUCCAGUGACAGCAGUCUCGACUCCUCAGACAGCGUUCCCUCAAAACAUUCAUGA
Molecule: messenger RNA, 1389 nt
Organism: Echinococcus granulosus
Lineage: Eukaryota; Metazoa; Platyhelminthes; Cestoda; Cyclophyllidea; Taeniidae
Product: BTB/POZ domain-containing protein 9
Exons: 4
Coding region: 1-1389 (462 amino acids)
Biological process (GO): adult locomotory behavior; circadian behavior; modulation of chemical synaptic transmission
Source: RefSeq, a predicted model, not a curated record